Messenger RNA from Chrysochloris asiatica (Cape golden mole), 3278 nucleotides. RefSeq names its product optic atrophy 1 (autosomal dominant) (gene OPA1). Gene Ontology annotation, cellular component: cytoplasm; microtubule; mitochondrial membrane. The transcript is spliced from 30 exons. Gene Ontology annotation, molecular function: microtubule binding; GTPase activity; GTP binding. Bases 24 to 3275 code for a protein of 1083 amino acids. NCBI's taxonomy places the organism in Eukaryota, Metazoa, Chordata, Mammalia, Afrosoricida, Chrysochloridae. The record is from RefSeq and is a predicted model, not a curated record. Gene Ontology annotation, biological process: mitochondrial fusion.
CCUUCUUAGGAAAGGUGGGGUGGAUGUUUUCUGACGGACUGUGUACGGGUGCCGGAUGGGCUUUUGCGGAAGUCCAUGCGCCAUUGGGAGGACCGCGGCCGCAGCUCUGUGCCCUUGUUUCGGAGCACCUCUCUCUGGGUCAUUCCUGGAGCAGGAGCGGGACUGGGGCUGAGAACAGGGCUCCCGCGUGGCCGCCCCGGCGCCUGUGCGACCUUCCCACUACUGGGAUGUGGCGACUACGCCGGACCGCAGUGGCCUGUGAGGUCUGCCAAUCCAUAGUGAAACGUAGCUCUGGAAUCAAAGGAAGUUUACCACUACCGAAACUGCACUUGGUGUCACGAAGUAUUUAUCAUUUGCAUCAUCCUACCUUAAAGCUUCAAAGACCUCAAUUAAGGGCAUCAUUUCAGCUGUUCUCUUCUAUAACUAACCUUCCUUUACGCAAAUUGAAGCUUUCUCCAACAAAAUAUGGCUACCAGCCCCGCAGGAAUUUUUGGCCAGCAAGGUUAGCUGCAAGACUCUUAAAACUUCGAUAUCUCAUAUUAGGAUCUGCUGUUGGGGGUGGCUAUACAGCCAAAAAGACUUUUGAUCAGUGGAAAGAUAUGAUACCUGACCUUAGUGAAUAUAAAUGGAUUGUUCCAGACAUUGUGUGGGAGAUUGACGACUAUAUAGAUUUUGAGAAAAUUAGAAAAGCCCUUCCUAAUUCAGAAGACUUUGCAAAGUUGGCACCAGACUUUGACAAGAUUGUUGAGAGCCUCAGUUUACUGAAGGACUUUUUUACCACAGGUCACAAAUUGGUUAGUGAAAUCAUAGGAGCUUCUGACCUACUACUCUUGUUAGGUUCACCGGGAGAAACAGCAUUUAGAGCAACAGAUCAUGGAGCUGAAAGUGACAAGCUCUAUAGAAAGGGUCUGCUUGGUGAGCUCAUUCUCUUACAACAGCAAAUUCAAGAGCAUGAAGAGGAAGCACGCAGAGCCGCUGGCCAAUAUAACACGAGCUAUGCCCAACAGAAGCGAAAGGUAUCAGACAAAGAGAAAAUUGAUCAACUUCAAGAAGAACUUCUACAUACUCAGUUAAAGUACCAGAGAAUCUUGGAACGGUUAGAAAAGGAGAACAAAGAAUUGAGAAAAUUGGUAUUACAAAAAGAUGACAAAGGUAUCCAUCAUAGAAAGCUCAAGAAAUCUUUGAUCGACAUGUAUUCUGAAGUUCUUGAUGUUCUGUCUGAUUAUGAUGCCAGUUAUAAUACACAAGAUCAUCUGCCACGAGUUGUUGUGGUUGGCGAUCAGAGUGCUGGAAAAACUAGCGUAUUGGAAAUGAUUGCCCAAGCACGAAUAUUCCCUCGAGGCUCUGGGGAGAUGAUGACACGCUCUCCAGUUAAGGUAACUCUCAGUGAAGGUCCUCACCACGUGGCCUUGUUUAAAGAUAGUUCUCGGGAGUUUGAUCUAACCAAAGAAGAAGAUCUUGCAGCAUUGAGACAUGAAAUAGAAAUCCGAAUGAGGAAAAAUGUGAAAGAAGGCUGUACCGUUAGUCCUGAGACCAUUUCCUUAAAUGUAAAAGGGCCUGGACUACAGAGGAUGGUGCUUGUUGAUUUACCUGGUGUGAUUAAUACCGUGACAUCAGGCAUGGCUCCUGACACGAAGGAAACUAUUUUCAGUAUCAGCAAAGCUUAUAUGCAGAAUCCUAAUGCCAUCAUAUUAUGUAUUCAAGACGGCUCUGUGGAUGCUGAACGCAGCAUUGUUACAGACUUAGUCAGUCAGAUGGAUCCUCAUGGAAGAAGAACAAUAUUUGUUUUAACCAAAGUAGACCUGGCGGAGAAAAAUGUGGCUAGUCCAAGCAGGAUUCAACAGAUAAUUGAAGGAAAGCUCUUCCCAAUGAAAGCUCUGGGUUAUUUUGCUGUUGUUACAGGGAAAGGAAAUAGUUCUGAAAGCAUUGAAGCUAUAAGAGAAUAUGAAGAAGAAUUUUUCCAGAAUUCAAAACUAUUAAAGACAAGCAUGCUAAAGGCGCACCAGGUAACUACAAGGAAUUUAAGCCUUGCUGUAUCAGACUGCUUUUGGAAAAUGGUACGAGAAUCAGUUGAACAGCAGGCUGAUAGUUUCAAAGCAACACGUUUUAACCUUGAAACUGAGUGGAAGAAUAACUACCCUCGCCUGCGAGAGCUUGACAGGAAUGAACUAUUUGAAAAAGCUAAAAAUGAAAUCCUCGAUGAAGUUAUCAGUCUAAGCCAGGUUACACCAAAACAUUGGGAGGAAAUCCUUCAGCAGUCCUUGUGGGAAAGAGUAUCAACUCAUGUGAUUGAAAAUAUCUAUCUUCCUGCUGCACAGACUAUGAAUUCAGGAACGUUUAAUACUACAGUGGAUAUCAAGCUUAAGCAAUGGACUGACAAGCAGCUUCCUAAUAAAGCAGUAGAGGUUGCUUGGGAGACCCUACAAGAAGAAUUUUCCCGUUUCAUGACGGAACCAAAAGGAAAAGAGCAUGAUGAUAUAUUUGACAAACUUAAAGAGGCUGUUAAAGAAGAAAGUAUUAAACGCCACAAGUGGAAUGACUUUGCAGAAGACAGCUUGAGAGUUAUUCAACACAAUGCUUUAGAAGACCGGUCCAUAUCUGAUAAGCAGCAGUGGGAUGCAGCUAUUUAUUUUAUGGAAGAGGCUCUUCAAGCUCGUCUCAAAGAUACUGAAAGUGCAAUUGAAAACAUGAUAGGCCCAGACUGGAAAAAAAGGUGGUUAUACUGGAAGAAUCGGACCCAAGAACAGUGUGUUCACAAUGAAACCAAGAACGAGCUGGAGAAGAUGUUGAAAUGUAAUGAAGAGCAUCCAGCUUACCUUGCCAGUGAUGAGAUAACCACAGUCCGAAAGAACCUGGAAUCCCGAGGAGUAGACGUAGACCCAAGCUUGAUUAAGGAUACUUGGCACCAAGUUUAUAGAAGACAUUUCUUAAAAACAGCUCUAAAUCAUUGUAACCUUUGUCGAAGAGGCUUUUAUUACUACCAAAGGCAUUUUAUAGAUUCUGAGUUGGAAUGCAACGAUGUGGUCUUAUUUUGGCGAAUACAACGCAUGCUUGCUAUCACUGCAAAUACAUUAAGGCAGCAACUUACAAAUACUGAAGUCAGACGAUUGGAGAAAAAUGUAAAAGAAGUAUUGGAAGAUUUUGCUGAAGAUGGUGAAAAGAAGGUUAAAUUGCUUACCGGUAAACGAGUUCAACUGGCUGAAGACCUCAAAAAAGUUAGAGAAAUUCAAGAAAAACUUGAUGCUUUCAUUGAAGCCCUUCAUCAGGAGAAAUGAAUU